AUGAGCGGUCGCAACGGUUACGGAAACGGUUACGGCUACGGCGACUCGAGCCGGUAUGACCAGCAGAGCGAAGGUGGAUACGCUGGUAACAAUAACAAUAACCUCGGAGUGAACGGAUACGGCGGUCGAAGCGGUGCCAAUUCAUCGGCAUCUAGUCGGUCUCGCCCGGGUGGUUAUGGUGGCUUUUAUCCAGAGGCUUCUCAGCAACCGUCUUUGUCUCCUGCCCCGUCGCCGGAGCGCCGACGUGAUCGCUCGGAACGUGAGAGGCCGCCGGGCUCGUCGCACUCUGCGUCGUCGCGAUCGAGGACGCGGGGUGGGGAAAUGGAUAGGAGAUAUCAGAACUCAAGUGAUGGUGCUCACUUGAGAGAGGAGCGUUCGAGAGAGGAGCGCCCAAGGGAAGAGCGUCCAAGGGAAGAGCGCCCAAGAGAAGAACGCCCGAGAGAAGAACGCCCGAGAGAAGAACGCCCGAGAGAAGAACGCCCGAGAGAACAGCGCCCGAGAGAACAGCGCCCGAGAGAGGAUCGCCCAAGAGAACAGCGUCCAAGAGAGGAUCGCCCCACACAAGAUCGCUCGAGAGAUGCUGCGCAAUAUGCGGAGAGUCGCAGCCGGGACAUGAACCCUCACCAAGCAAGUCUUAUAUCAAACAAUUCGGGACCGAUCCAAUCAGUUGAAGAUGUUCUACAGUCAAUUCAACGGGAUUGGGAAUUCAUGACGGGCCCCGAAUGUAUCCCCGUCCAUGUCGCGCUCAGCCUCAUGGACACAAGUACUCUGGGAAAGGCCGAACGCGAACCGGAGUUUCUGAACAUGUACAAUGAGAUCCAGAGGACUCUCAAGUCAAUUGUGAACGAGCACCAUCAGGGAUUCAACAGUUCCAUUGGUACAUACCACAUGAUCCAAUCUAAUAUUUCCAGCUCCCAAGGGCGAGUGCGCAACCUGAGACACUCUCUGGAUGAGGCAAAGAGCGGGUUGUUGUCAACCAAACCGGAGCUAAAAGGGCUGGCGACGUCUUCCCAGAACUAUGACGAUCUCCUGCAGCUGUUCGCCCAGAUAGAAGAGAUCCAAUCACUCCCAGAGAAACUUGAAUCUCGUAUAUCUGACAAGCGAUUUCUCGCGGCUGUUGAAGUACUGCAUACAGGAUCGCGCUUGCUACGCCGCUCCGAGCUUGAGGACAUUGGCGCUCUGUCUGAUGUUCGGGCUUAUUUCAGUAACCAGGAAACCUCUCUCACAGAAAUUCUGAUUGAAGAACUGCAUGAUCACCUUUAUCUAAAGUCUCCCUACUGUUCGGAUAGAUGGAAGGCUCCCGUGGGCGAAGGAGACAUCAAUUCCUCCAGCUGGUCGGGUAAUCGUUCCUGGGAACGACCGAUAUACACAUUUUUGGCCAAAUUCGAUCCAACUACGGCCAUGAUAGAAGAUUCAUCACGAAAUCCCGAGGCGGACACAUUCUCAUAUAUUCAACUACUGAUCGAAGCACUCAACAAAAUGGGCCAUCUCGAUACUGCUGUCGACCGAAUUGAACAGCGCCUUCCCGUGGAAUUGUUCGCGGUGGUUGACAAAACCAAUGCCGAAGUUGACAACCGUUAUCCCACCCCGAACCGUACUUUUUCUUCUCACGACAAUCAAGCCAAAUCGAACCUGCCCACGGAAACGAUUGAGAAGCGUGGGCAUGUGUUGUCUGAAUUCUUAUGGGCUCUCUAUGCCAAAUUUGAGUCGAUUGCAGAAGGCCACCGAGUUGUCCAUGACGUUAUUGAAGGAAUUGUUGGACGAGAGGGUCUAAACAAGGGUGAUACACUUGGCGGUGGUUUCAAAGAAUUGUGGAAGCUCUUGCAGAGCGAGAUUCGAUCUUUGUUGCACGAUUACCUUGCCACUGAUGGAGAUGGUUCCUUUGGUUCCCGCGGCGAAGAGGCCGAUGCUCGGCGCAACCUCUACGCAGGAAACCGCGACAAGAACAAGAGAAUGUUCAAGUUGUCCGAUAUGGAUGAAGGCACUGAAAUGAAGGCCGAGCAAGACGAACUGGAUGAAAUCUUGAAAUCCUCUGUCCCAGGUCUUGUUUCGAAAACCAGGCAAAAGGCAGCUGCAAACGAUGUUUCUGCGUCUCGACAAGGCAACUCUGGAACUGGUCAUAAGAUUCUCCUUGAGCCAAGUGUUUUCAAUAUGCGACUGCUUCUUCCGCCUUCGCUUUCCUUCAUCCAACGUCUCAAGGACAUUGUGCCCGUUGACUCUGAUAUCUCCAUGAGCACACUGACAUCCUUCCUUGAUGACUUUAUGGUCAAUGUCUUCCUUCCCCAACUAGAUGAGACUGUCACCGAUCUAUGCACGCUCAGUUUCAUCGCCGCCGAUGCAUUUACCGAAGAUCCCCAAUGGACCAAGGUUUCGCCACGACCUAUUUUUAGGGGAACCGUGAAGUUCAUGUCGAUUGUGCGAGAAUUCAGCAAGAUGUUAUCGAGUAUUCCACAUGAUCAGGCAUUCACGCAAUUGUUGAUUGAUCAGAUCGUGACGUAUUAUGAUAAGUGUUUUGGGUGGUACAAAGCAAUGGUGACAAAGGUUUCCGCACGUAUGCAUGGAGGUGCUGUCCGGCUUAAAGCUGCUGCUUCAUUCGCUGAGGCCGGUGAUAUCCAUGAUAUAGUUGACGAGUUAUGGAAAGGGCCAGGCGAGAAGAAGCAGACACUCAUUGAUACUGAAAUUGACCUCCUCCUCAAACGGACAGAUCAAGUCCCCUUGGAGCCAUACGAUAUUAUAUCCGACCCUAAGACCGUUGUGGCCAUUUCGCUACUGUACAACAGCAUGCAAUGGCUUGGAAGCCACCUCGCGAAGAUCAGACUAAUUGUCGAUCCUUCUACGGAGCAUACCACGACAACUCUAUCCACCAACGGCCGACCAUCCCGAAGAUGGACACUCUUUGGAGCAAUGAAGCCCAAGCGUGAUAGUAUCAACAGUCCUGUAUAUCUGCCACUUAACGACGAGACUGCCACAGCAUUUGACAAGACUUUGCAAUCACUUCAUGGUCUCGGAUCUACUGCUCUCCUUACAUUGCAUGUUGAUAUCCGCUGUGGUAUCAUCCACAUGCUCACCAAGACCAUCACCACCGACAGCUGGUGGCACAUUAUUCUGAACCAGCCGACUGCUGCCUCCCCGACAAUUUUAGGACUCAACAGUGACUUGAUCGCCUUCGAUACCAACAUCUCUACCUAUUUGGGAUCUGCCGAGCACUGGUUCAUCACCUCCGGCCUUGCACGGUUCAUCGAUCGAGUAUUUGUGUCCUGCACAAAAUACAUUGGAGCGAUGAAUGAGAAUGGUGCCCUUCGUUUGCAAUUGGAUGUGCUUGUCUUACAGCAAAAUCUGAAGAACAUCAUUAUCGACCCCACUGUCGACCCUUCACACCCUGGCGAGGCUUCUCUUCACGAAGUUGUAGCUCUGCCCCGGAGCGCUAAGUUCCUGGACUGGUUCCUAGAGGGUGCCGAGAAGGCGCUAGACUACUCCAAGGACGAGAAGGAUGCAUUCGCUGCCGAGGGCGACAGCGCCUUGGCAGCAGGUAACGGCGAACCCUUUACUUAUGAUGAACUGCGAGUGCUGGUGGAUCUCUGUUUCUCCGAGGUCCUGCGGGGUCCACGGGGUGCCGAAAACCGAGAAGACUUCAUGUCGUCCAAAAAGGCCAGCGCGGAUGCGCUCUUACGACUUAAUGAAGUCAUGUGGGAUGCGCGAUAG
Molecule: messenger RNA, 3702 nt
Organism: Penicillium waksmanii
Lineage: Eukaryota; Fungi; Ascomycota; Eurotiomycetes; Eurotiales; Aspergillaceae
Product: exocyst subunit SEC8
Exons: 9
Coding region: 1-3702 (1233 amino acids)
Biological process (GO): exocytosis; Golgi to plasma membrane transport
Cellular component (GO): exocyst
Source: RefSeq, a predicted model, not a curated record